CAAUCAUCCACGCACCAAACAAAAGCUAUCUCAAUUUCCCAACUAGACCAGACCACCUGAUUCUCAUCAAUCUUCCUUAUCCUUCUUCCUAAAAACACCAUUCUACAGCUAUCUUUGUGCAACAAUUAUAAGUAAAUUUAGAAAAAGCAUUUAAAAUGGCUUCAUUUUCUCUCCCUACCAAUCAAGCUCUUCCUUCUCUGCUCCAUUCUCAUAUCCCAAAAGCUACAUUCUUUCAAAACCACUCUCUUCUUCCCAAAUCUUCACAAUCGCAAUUUCAUGGCCUCAAGCUCUCUAAUUCAUCCCCUGUUUCAAUCCCAUCUUCUUCUUAUGUGAAGGGUUCAAUUGUUGCCAAGAUUACAGAAGGUUCAUUGGCACCAGCAUUUACAUUGAAAGAUCAAGAUGGUAAAACUGUGAGCCUUUCUAAGUUCAAAGGCAAGCCUGUGGUUGUUUAUUUCUACCCUGCUGAUGAAACCCCUGGUUGUACCAAACAGGCAUGUGCAUUCAGGGAUUCUUAUGAAAAAUUCAAGAAAGCCGGAGCCGAGGUUAUUGGAAUAAGUGGGGAUGAUCCAGUAUCCCACAAGGCCUUUAAACAGAAAUACAAGCUUCCAUUUACAUUGCUGAGUGAUGAGAGUAACAAAGUAAGAAAAGAGUGGGGCGUCCCAUCAGACCUAUUUGGCGCUUUGCCUGGAAGGCAAACUUAUGUUCUCGAUAAGAAUGGAGUAGUUCGACUUAUCUACAACAAUCAGUUCCAACCUGAGAAGCAUAUCGAUGAAACCUUGAAGUUUCUUCAAAGUGCUUAACUAUUAUUCUGGAUUACUUUUCUGAUACCCUUGGCUAUGAAUCUCUCUCUCUUGUAACUAGUUUUCUGUAAAGAGGAUUGAACCUCAAUUUGUAACUGGGUAGUGUGUUGUAUUUUAGUGCUAUUUAAGGCGUAUUGUUCGAAUGGGAAGAACAGAGAGUUCCUUAACAAGUACACUCGAUUUAUUCGUGAAAACAAAAUUUCAAUUUCUAGUACAUUAUAUAUGAAAUUUGCCCCCAUUAUUCCA
Molecule: messenger RNA, 1046 nt
Organism: Olea europaea var. sylvestris
Lineage: Eukaryota; Viridiplantae; Streptophyta; Magnoliopsida; Lamiales; Oleaceae
Product: peroxiredoxin Q, chloroplastic
Exons: 4
Coding region: 156-800 (214 amino acids)
Biological process (GO): cellular response to oxidative stress; cell redox homeostasis
Cellular component (GO): cytoplasm; chloroplast thylakoid membrane
Molecular function (GO): thioredoxin peroxidase activity
Source: RefSeq, a predicted model, not a curated record